UUUUUUAAAAACGAUUGACAACUUUGUUCCAAAGAAAUCGUUGUUUCUUGUGACCCCUUAACAUUAGUCUCCCAUCUAACUAUACUACCUCCCCUGCAAGAGAGGGCAACCCAACCCAUCUCCCACUCGUCCAAAACACGCACCACCAUUACAGCUCUUUGCUUCACUUGAAAGUAUGAGUAUGAAUAUGUAUACGGGCUUCACCAGGCUUUGUAAGGGUCUUGCGGUUGUGCUUGUUGGCGGUCACAUUGUUGUUCAGAUUCUUCCUUCUGCUCUUUCUUAUCUUGCUCUCAUACCUGCCAAGACUAUUCCAUUUGCAUGGAAUCUUAUAACAGCUGGUUACACUGAACAAACAGUGUAUGGGGCAAUCAUCAGCACUAUUGGACUUCUUUUCUUGGGGAAGCUGCUUGAGCCCAUCUGGGGUUCUAGGGAAUUCUUAAAGUUCAUCUUUAUUGUCAACUUUUUGACAUCUGUCUUUGUUUUCAUCACAGCCAUAUCAUUGUACUACGUAACAAGACUGGAAAUUUAUCUCUAUAUGCCCAUUUCCGGCUUCCAAGGAGUUCUUUCUGGUUUCUUAGUUGGUGUCAAGCAAAUCAUGCCCGACCAGGAGUUGUCUAUUUUGAAACUGAAAGCAAAGUGGUUGCCUUCCCUUGCAUUGUUGUUCUCAAUUGCUAUAAGCUUUUUUACAGCAGAUUCAGUAUCUUACCUUCCAACAAUAGUAUUUGGGACAUAUUUAGGCUGGAUUUACCUAAGAUAUUGGCAGAAGAAACCAGAGACAAAACUAAAGGGUGACCCAAGUGAUGAAUUUUCCUUCUCUUCUUUCUUCCCUGAAUUUUUGAGACCAGUAAUUGAUCCAAUUGCAACAAUAUUUGAACGGAUGCUUUGUGGUAGAAGAUCUGAGACUUCUAAUGAGGAAAGGGGCUAUACUCUAGGUGGUUCCACAUUGCCUGGUUCUGAUCCCAUUGAAGCAUCGAGGAGGAGGGAAAGAGGUGCGAGAGCACUUGAAGAAAGAUUGGCAGCUGAGCUUUUGGCUUCUGGAAAGAAGGGUGAAGAAUCAGAACGAGGUGUGAAUGAUAAUGUGUAGAAGUUGGUCUAUAAUAUAUCAUAUCUAACGCGUUUUCUUGUGCGAUAGAAACUAGAAGAUUGUGCACAUUUUUGGCUGUGUACUCUUUUGGAUUCUCUUCGGUAAUGUACAUUUUUCUCGUUUCUAAUUUCCACCACCUUUAAUAUAUGUCGCCAUUUUUGUUCAAA
Messenger RNA from Solanum lycopersicum (tomato), 1251 nucleotides. RefSeq names its product rhomboid-like protein 19. The record is from RefSeq and is a predicted model, not a curated record. Gene Ontology annotation, biological process: retrograde vesicle-mediated transport, Golgi to endoplasmic reticulum. NCBI's taxonomy places the organism in Eukaryota, Viridiplantae, Streptophyta, Magnoliopsida, Solanales, Solanaceae. Gene Ontology annotation, cellular component: membrane; Golgi apparatus.